This is a messenger RNA of Osmerus eperlanus (European smelt), 873 nucleotides long. Its product is annotated as GDP-Man:Man(3)GlcNAc(2)-PP-Dol alpha-1,2-mannosyltransferase-like. Gene Ontology annotation, molecular function: GDP-Man:Man(3)GlcNAc(2)-PP-Dol alpha-1,2-mannosyltransferase activity. Gene Ontology annotation, biological process: protein N-linked glycosylation. The transcript is spliced from 4 exons. Gene Ontology annotation, cellular component: endoplasmic reticulum membrane. NCBI's taxonomy places the organism in Eukaryota, Metazoa, Chordata, Actinopteri, Osmeriformes, Osmeridae. The record is from RefSeq and is a predicted model, not a curated record. The annotation marks the transcript as partial.
UGGCGCUGCAGAACAACAAAACAGAUAAGACACAGAAGAAGAACAGUUCACAGGUUAUGUUUGGUUGUUAGGGCUGUCAAAAUGUCUGGCCAUGACCAUCUGGCUUUCUGCUUAUGUGAAAUAACAAGGUUAUUGUGGUCAUUGCUACUUCCACUAUUGUUUCUGUGCGUACUUUUGACGGCCGCACUGGUCCUACUCGUCGUUGGUGUGCGCUUCUGGCUGCAGGCCAACAGGAACGCAAGGAUAGCACGCGAUGGACGUCCUACAGUGGCCUUCUUCCACCCUUACUGCAACGCUGGUGGCGGCGGCGAGAGAGUUCUCUGGUGCUCCUUAAGAGCUCUGCAGAAUAGGUAUCCAGACCUGUCUUUCGUGGUAUACACGGGCGACCAGGGCGUGACCAGCCAUCAGAUUCUGGACGGAGCUAGUCGACGCUUCAACAUCCAGCUUCCACGACCGGUCCAGUUUGUUUUCCUGAGGCACCGUCUGCUAGUGGAGGCCAGCCUUUUCCCUCACUUCACCCUGCUUGGACAGAGUGUGGGCUCCAUCUUCCUGGGCUGGGAGGCCCUCACAGAGUUUGUCCCCGACCUCUACAUAGACUCCAUGGGCUAUGCCUUCACCUUGCCCCUGUUCCGCUACCUUGGAGGUUGCAGAGUAGCCAGCUAUGUGCACUAUCCCACUAUCAGCACAGACAUGCUGUCUGUGGUGCAGGAGAGGAACCCCAGGUUCAACAAUGCAGACUUCAUCUCUAACAACCUAUUCCUGAGUGCAGUCAAGGUGGUGUACUACUGCCUGUUUGCCCUUCUCUACGGUAUGGCUGGCUCCUGCAGUGACGUUGUCAUGGUCAACUCCACCUGGACCUUGGACCAUAUCCUG